Messenger RNA from Diplodia corticola, 1713 nucleotides. RefSeq names its product transcription factor opi1. Lineage: Eukaryota; Fungi; Ascomycota; Dothideomycetes; Botryosphaeriales; Botryosphaeriaceae. Gene Ontology annotation, molecular function: transcription corepressor activity. Gene Ontology annotation, biological process: endoplasmic reticulum unfolded protein response; regulation of transcription by RNA polymerase II; phospholipid biosynthetic process. The coding region runs from base 1 to 1713 and encodes 570 amino acids. The record is from RefSeq and is a predicted model, not a curated record. Gene Ontology annotation, cellular component: endoplasmic reticulum; nucleus. The transcript has a single exon.
AUGGAGGUGCAGGCAGAGCGACCGCCGCCCUACACCCACAACGACCCUGAGACGCUGCACCUGCCCUCAGUCCCCACUCAGGACCCGCCGCGCAUUGUGGCGCCUGCCGCCCCAUCCGCUCCAAAUGGCGUGCACCUCCCGGACCUCGCGUCGCUCGGUCUCCCCAUAGCAACACCCUCGCGCAACGGCCCCAGCCAGCUCGACCGCAACGGGCUUGCCAGAUAUGCUACCGACAUUCAACAAUGGCAGAGUUCAGGAACGCUCCAGGCCGCUUCCUUGCCACGCGCGCCUGUCACCGCGCCGCGCACCGCCGCUGAAAUGGACGUGGGCAGCCCCAUGGACACUGAGAGUAUUGUGAGCAUGGAUGAGCAAGUCAACGGCAAUCCUCAGAAGGCGACUAGGAACCAGAAGGAGCUCCUCGCUGCAGAGGCUAUCGUUGGCCUGGGUAAUCCAGGUAGGGACACCUCCACUCUUACGGAUGGUCCUCAGUUGACACUUUUAGAUUAUGUCAUGUCGCCUCCCGGUCGUAGCGCAAGUCUUCCAUCGCCGUCGGAUCAGUCCUCUUCUGAAGAGAGGGAACCACUUCUCUCGCUUGUGACGUCACGCCACCCCUGGAUAGGCAGUACCAUCAACGGAUCGCUCUCGGCAUAUUCGACCACCAAAACAUACUCGCCCCGUUUUGUCCAGUCCAGCGCGGAUUUCUUCGAGCGCAACUUUGCUAACACUGUGGGCACUGUUGGUCGACGGACUGGUGUGGAGAAUAGCUUGCGCCGUUACCUUGGCGAAAGGGCAAAUGAGGUCGAAACUGGGAGUCACAAGAGGAGAAGGACCGACAAUGACAUGGGGGACAUUGAGGACGGCCUCCAGACCCCUCCUGUGCGCGCAGCUCGAACCAGAGGAGACUCUGAUAUUUCGAGUGUUCGGGAAGAGACUUUACCCCCAUACGACACAGAACGUUCUCCGGAAUAUGAGGAAAGAACCACGAAUGCGCACCGUCAGCUCGCCUUCCGGAACGGAAAUCAGAAUUGGUCUACUCGUGUGAUGAUCGGAACAUCCGGUCUUGGUGCCGCUUUUUCGGAGCGAUCGUUGCGCAGCCUUAAAUUUUGCCUGAACCUUCUGCGCGAUGCAACCGCUCACAUUGGCACUGCCAUGCGUGCGCUCAGAAUGGUGCUCGAAGAUUUCGAGAAGGCUACCAGCGCCAAUGGUUCAAACCAACACAAUGACGAGAAGGGUGUGGGCUCUAGACAGCUCAUGCGCGACAUGGAGGAGCAGCAACGGGAAAAGGAAAGCCGGCGGCUUGCCGAUCGGAUCAAUGCAAUCAGCAAAGAAAUCUGGGAGACUAUCGGGAAGGUCUGCUCGUCUGUCUCGCAGUACACUGGAGGUGCCCUUCCGCGUGAAGCGGGCAACAUGGUGCGCAGGCAACUGCUUUCUGUGCCCCAGCGAUGGCAGGUUGCCAUUGCCACCACGGGCAAUGGCCAGGAGGGCCAGAACGGUGAGCCAGCCGAAGCUAGUAACGCCAAUCGCAUGCUUGCUUUCGGCAAGGAGGGCUUGGACAUGAUUGAGCAGGUCAGCCUGAUUGUUGAAAGAACAAUCAAGAGCGCUGAGCAGUGGCUGGAUAGCCUGGGACGCAAGCGCAAUGAUAGCGGAAUGUCUCAGGAUGAGAAAUCAGCCGAUUUGCUACUGCCCAUCGCGGAGCAGCCACCCAAGAGGUAA